Trifolium pratense (red clover) is the source of this 1098-nucleotide messenger RNA. RefSeq lists its product as uncharacterized. The coding region runs from base 1 to 1098 and encodes 365 amino acids. The record is from RefSeq and is a predicted model, not a curated record. NCBI's taxonomy places the organism in Eukaryota, Viridiplantae, Streptophyta, Magnoliopsida, Fabales, Fabaceae. Gene Ontology annotation, molecular function: protein dimerization activity. The transcript has 2 exons.
AUGGAGGUUGAACCUUCAAAUGUUGUGCAAAUAGUGACCGACAAUGCAGCGGUUUGUAAGUCGCCUGGUUUAAUAAUUGAGGCUGCAUUUUCUAAUAUCUUCUGGACCCCGUGUGUUGUUCACACAUUAAAUCUUGCUUUGAAGGACAUAUGCGCAGCUAGGAAUACAGAAAGAAACAAUGAAGUUUUCGAAGAAUGUCGUUGGAUUACCCAAGUUGCAGAUGAUGCAAAUUUUAUAAAGAACUUUGUCAUGCUACACUCUAUGAAUUCAUUCAAUUCAUUAAAGUUUCUUUUUGUUUCUCCAACAAGAUUUGCCACUACUGUUGUAAUGCUUAAAAGGUUUGCCUUAUUGAAAAAGGGACUUCAAAAUAUGGUGAUUAGUGAACAAUGGACUUCUUAUAAGGCAGAUGAUGUUCAAAAGGCUAAAUUUGUGAAGGACACCUUGUUGGAUGAUACUUGGUGGGAUAAGGUUAAUUAUAUUAUUGCUUUCACUAGUCCUAUCUAUGAUGUUCUUAGAAGAACUGAUACAGAAGCUUCAUGUUUACAUCUAGCUGAAGAUCCUAAUCGAGUUUGUCCACAUCAAGAUAAAGAGAUUACUGAUGAAAGAGUAAAAUGCUUCAAAAGGCUAUUUCCUGAUGCUGAUGAAAGGAGAAAAGUGAAUGUAGAGUUUGCCAACUUCUCAGAUGUAAGAGAAGGUUUUGACGUUGAUUCUUUGAAUGAUAAGGGUAAAAUGAAUCCAAAAUCUUGGUGGCUAGUUCAUGGUGUGCAUGCUCCAUUGCUUCAAAAGGUUGCCCUUAAGCUACUUGGGCAACCUUGUUCAUCUUCAUGUAGUGAGAGAAAUUGGAGUACAUAUUCAUUUAUAGAUUCUCUAAGGAGAAACAAGCUGUUACCAAAAAGGGCAGAAGAGUUGGUAUUUGUUCAUAGCAACCUUCGACUUCUUUUAAGGAAUAGUCCACAAUACAAUCAAGAGGAAACUAAAAUGUGGGAUAUUGCUGGAAGUGAAUUUGGAUCACUUGAUGAUUGUGGAAUUCUUGAAAUUGCUGAUUUAUCUUUAGAUGAACCUGAGCUAGAGGAUCCCUUUACCAACGAUGAUGUUUAA